This is a messenger RNA of Zychaea mexicana, 2440 nucleotides long. Its product is annotated as glycyl-tRNA synthetase. The coding region runs from base 369 to 2279 and encodes 636 amino acids. NCBI's taxonomy places the organism in Eukaryota, Fungi, Mucoromycota, Mucoromycetes, Mucorales, Lichtheimiaceae. The transcript is spliced from 6 exons. Gene Ontology annotation, molecular function: ATP binding; glycine-tRNA ligase activity. Gene Ontology annotation, cellular component: mitochondrion; cytoplasm. The record is from RefSeq and is a predicted model, not a curated record. Gene Ontology annotation, biological process: mitochondrial glycyl-tRNA aminoacylation.
AGAAAUAUUAACUUGCAAAUAAAUGAGUAGCAUUACUAUUGUCGACGAUAUAUGUAUAUGAGACUUGAGUAGCGUAGUACGGUUAGUUACGGGAAAAGACCAAUUUUCCAUCAGAGCAUUAGUUGAAUUUUUAGCCAUGCGCGGAUAGAUCCUGUUUCGUGCGCAACUGUAGCUAUAUUACGUGCACAAGUUAAUUUUCCCAUCGAAGGGGGUUAUUAUCCCGGUGAGAACUUGGGAAAGUGCAUAACUCGAACGACUCGAUCUGACUCAAUAUUCCCGUCAAAAGUGGCUUUGCUACCCCGAUUCGCUUUAAAAAAGAAAGGCGGCAAGAGUUGGGAGCAAGAGGGGUUAAACCAUAAACGCGCAUCAUGGCUACAACCGCAAAACCAUUUGACAGAGCCGCUCUUGAACAGCUUUGCACCAAACGCUUCUUCUUUGCACCAGCAUUUGCAAUUUAUGGCGGUGUUGCCGGUUUCUACGAUUAUGGACCGACCGGUUGUGCUUUAAUGAACAACAUUAUUUCCGUCUGGCGCAACCAUUUCGUGCUGGAGGAAGAAAUGCUUGAGCUGGACACGACCAUCAUGAACACGUACGAUGUCCUCAAGACCUCUGGCCACGUUGACAAGUUCGCCGACUGGAUGUGCAAGGACUUGAAGAACGGUGAAAUCUUCCGUGCCGAUCACUUGGUCGAGGCUGUGUUGGAAGCUCGUCUUCAGGGCGAUCGUGAGGCUCGCGCCGCCAAGGAAGGUGCUGCUGCUGUCGAUGCUGCCAAGCAGGCUGGCGAGGCUGCUAAGAAGGAUAAGAAGAAAAAGAAGAAGGGUACCGUCGUUGCCGUUGAACUGAGCGAGGAAGAGCGCAAGACAUACGAAGAGAUUCUUGCUCAGAUCGACAACUAUGGUGGCCCAGAAUUGGCCCAGAUCAUUACUAAAUACAACAUCCGUUCGCCCGAGUCUGGUAACGAAUUGUCAAUGCCUCAAGAAUUCAACUUGAUGUUCGAGAGUCAAAUUGGUCCUACUGGCCAGCUCAAGGGUUUCUUGCGUCCCGAGACUGCCCAAGGUCAAUUCUUGAACUUCAAGAAGCUUUUAGAAUUCAACAACGACAAGAUGCCUUUUGCUUCUGCUCAGGUCGGCCGUGCUUUCCGUAACGAAAUCAGCCCUCGCUCUGGCUUGCUCCGUGUCCGUGAAUUUACCAUGGCCGAGAUCGAGCACUAUGUCGAUCCUGAAAACAAGAAUCACCCUGGCUACCAAGACGCUAAGGAUAUUGUCAUCACCUUGUUGCCCAAGGACGUUCAGUUGCAAGGCAAGACCGAGACUGUUGAAAUGUCCAUUGGCGACGCUGUCGAAAAGAAAAUCAUUGAUAACCAGACCUUGGGUUACUUUAUGGCUCGUAUCAAUGAAUUCUUACUUAAGAUUGGUAUCAAGCGUGAAAAGCUCCGUUUCCGCCAGCAUAUGGACAACGAAAUGGCCCAUUACGCUUGCGACUGCUGGGAUGCCGAAAUCAAGACGAGCUAUGGUUGGAUUGAAUGUGUUGGCUGUGCCGAUCGAUCUGCCUAUGACUUGACCGUCCACUCGGUGCGCACCAAGGAAAAGCUGGUGGUCCGUGAGCAAUUGGCCGAACCCCGCACUGUCCAAAAGUGGCAGGUCGAAAUCAACAAGAAGACCUUUGGUCCAAAGUACAAGAAGAACGCCAAGGCUGUCGAAGAGGCCAUCUUGAGCUACACUGACGAAUGCUUCGCUCAGCUUGAAAAGGAUCUCGAGUCUAAGGGCACCGCUAUCGUUGAGGCUGAUGGUCAGAAGUUUGAAGUUGCCAAGGAAGAUGUCAGCGUCAAGUUGGGCACCAUUACUGAGCACGUUCGUGAAUACACCCCCAACGUCAUCGAACCCUCGUUCGGUAUCGGUCGUAUCUUGUACUCUUUGCUCGAACACAGCUGGUGGGUCCGUGAAGAUGACGAAGCCCGUAACGUCUUGUCUUUCCCUCCUCUUGUCGCACCCUUCAAGUGCUGCAUUCUGCCUCUUUCCGGCAACGCUGAAUUCGAACCAUUCGUCAAGAAAUACUCGCGUGCCUUGCGCCAGAACGGCGUGUCUACGCGUACUGAUGAUAGCAAGGCAUCCAUUGGUCGUCGUUACUCUCGUAACGAUGAAUUGGGUAUUCCUUAUGCUAUCACUGUGGAUUUCCAGACUGUCCAGGAUAAUACCGUCACCCUCCGUUACCGUGAUUCGACCAAGCAGAUCCGUGACUCGUUUGAAAACAUUUUGAAGAUUUUCAAGGAAGAACAAUAAAUGUUCUUUCUUCCUUCUUCAUUUUGUCUUGUAGAUAACAAUAACAGAAAAAAUAGUUUGUUCGAUUUGAAUGAUUAACAAAUAUAUUUGUAUUUUGGGUUUUCUUCCUCUUAUUUUGUAUAAACAAAGAUUAAACAAAAGAUUUCUAUGUGUAAAUCUUC